Messenger RNA from Tarenaya hassleriana, 506 nucleotides. RefSeq lists its product as uncharacterized. NCBI's taxonomy places the organism in Eukaryota, Viridiplantae, Streptophyta, Magnoliopsida, Brassicales, Cleomaceae. The record is from RefSeq and is a predicted model, not a curated record.
GUUCUUAUAGUUUUCAUAAACACCAUUCAUAUAUUAUUCGGUAUAUAUUCGGAUUCUGUCAAAUGGGUUGCUUGGUUUUGCCAGUCGAAAAGCUCCGACGGCUCUCGACCGGUUCCCGGUUUGCGUACCGGAACUUGACCGGCGACAUGUCCAUGGAGGAUCCGGUCAAGGUGGUGGUGGGGAAGGAGAGAAGAGAGUUUUUGGUCGAGCCGUUUGUUCUUGAAGAGAGCCCGUUUCGGUUCUUGAUGGGACCGGUUAAAGAACGUACCAAGAACCGGUUCAACCGGUCCAAAGGAGUCUUAUUCCUGUACCAUGUGGAUUCAAUCUUGUUCGAGCACUUGCUGUGGCUGCUGAGGAAUGAUCUCUCUUCGUUCUCGAAGAUCGAUCUCGUUGAUAUUAUCGAUUUCUAUUCCCAAGAUUGAUAGAUAAUUGAUUUCGUUCAUAUUUGUAUGGUUUUAUGCUUAAUCCAAACACUUUGAAAAAAAAUUUAAUGGACCGAAUUUAGA